Molecule: messenger RNA, 762 nt
Organism: Odocoileus virginianus texanus
Lineage: Eukaryota; Metazoa; Chordata; Mammalia; Artiodactyla; Cervidae
Source: RefSeq, a predicted model, not a curated record
AAGUAAGUCUAAUUUGGGCUGGACACCUCUUCACCUGGCAUGCUACUUUGGACAUAGACAGGUGGUCCAGGAUCUGUUAAAGGCUGGUGCAGAAGUAAAUGUAUUGAAUGACAUGGGAGACACGCCGCUUCAUCGGGCUGCCUUUACAGGACGAAAGGAGUUGGUAAUGCUUCUUUUAGAGUACAACGCUGAUACUACUACUGUUAAUGGGAAUGGCCAGACAGCAAAGGAGGUCACUCAUGACAAAGAAAUCAGAAACAUGCUUGAAGCUGUAGAAAGAACUCAACAAAGAAAGCUUGAAGAAUUACUUUUAGCAGCAGCAAGAGAAGGCAGAACAGCAGAACUUACAGCUCUGCUCAACCGGCCAAAUCCUCCUGAUGUUAACUGUUCGGAUCAGUUAGGCAACACACCCUUGCAUUGUGCCGCUUACCGGGCUCAUAAACAAUGUGCAUUGAAGCUUCUAAAAAGUGGAGCAGACCCUAAUCUGAAGAACAAGAAUGAUCAGAAGCCUCUUGAUCUUGCCCAGAGUGCUGAAAUGAAACAUGUUCUUGUUGGUAAUAAGAUCGUAUACAAAGCUUUGAAACGAUAUGAAGGUCCUCUUUGGAAGAGUUCAAGGUUUUUUGGCUGGAGGUUAUUCUGGGUAGUGUUAGAACAUGGAGUCCUCUCAUGGUAUAGGAAGCAGUAAAAUCCACUGAUAGCUGCCUCUUCUUUAUUAAAUGCUUCGAUGACACUGUUCAUAGCUUCAGGGUUCCCAAGAACAGC